AUGAUAGAAUUAUGCGAGGAAUGGGCUCUGGCGGAGUGCGAGGGAGAGGGAUGGUGGAGGGAAGCUCACGACGGGAGGAGCAGCUCCGAGGUUCGAUAUGCAGGGGUGGCGCCCGUGGAGCGAGCUGCGUCCGCCCCGGCCACAGCGCUCGCCGUGCGAUCCGCCCUACACACAGCAAAGACCUUGAAUAAAAAGCUUCAGAGAGUGAAUUUGGAUAUUAGUCCUAAAGGCAUCUUGGUGUCCGACGCAGAUACACAAGAAAACGUUCUUAGCGUUUCUAUUUAUAGGAUCUCGUACUGCUCCGCGGACGCGGCGAAUGCCCGCGUCUUUGCGGUGGUGGAAGGCAAGACCGCGGACGGUGACGAUGCCCACGUGGUGCACGUGUUUGUGUGCGCGAGGAGGAAGCAGGCGCGGGCGCUCGCUCUGUCGCUGGCACACGCUUUCAAUGAUGCUUAUCAGGCAUGGCAAGCAAAUCAAGCUUCUUCACUGAAAUCGGGCGGCAAGCGUCUAGUAACUCCAUGGGAGCAUUUUCCCGAUGAGUCUGAAGAGGAAACCGACGGUGAAUCUUGGAACACUCCCACUCCGCUCGUGACUUUUGCCUGAAUGUCUUUAGAUGUUUAGGAACAGUUCGUAAGAAGGAAGAUACGUCAUAUUCUUUAUUGCACUAAGUAAUUUUACAAUAGUCAUUAUAAUAUAGGAAGUUGGCAAGGGCGAUAUAGA
This is a messenger RNA of Melitaea cinxia (Glanville fritillary), 720 nucleotides long. RefSeq names its product low density lipoprotein receptor adapter protein 1-like. The record is from RefSeq and is a predicted model, not a curated record. The transcript is spliced from 6 exons. Bases 1 to 603 code for a protein of 200 amino acids. Lineage: Eukaryota; Metazoa; Arthropoda; Insecta; Lepidoptera; Nymphalidae.